Pleurotus ostreatus (oyster mushroom) is the source of this 3240-nucleotide messenger RNA. RefSeq names its product isoleucine--tRNA ligase (gene ILS1). Gene Ontology annotation, molecular function: aminoacyl-tRNA deacylase activity; isoleucine-tRNA ligase activity; ATP binding. NCBI's taxonomy places the organism in Eukaryota, Fungi, Basidiomycota, Agaricomycetes, Agaricales, Pleurotaceae. The record is from RefSeq and is a predicted model, not a curated record. Bases 1 to 3240 code for a protein of 1079 amino acids. Gene Ontology annotation, biological process: isoleucyl-tRNA aminoacylation. The transcript has 12 exons.
AUGUCAUUCCCGUCGCACGAUAUCUCUGCGCCGUUCAACUUCCCGAAGGAGGAGGAGAAGGUCAUAGAGUUCUGGAAGGAAAUUGACGCGUUCCAGACGAGCUUGAAACUAUCGGAGGGAAAGCCGGAGUACUCUUUCUACGAUGGACCACCAUUUGCGACGGGUCUACCGCAUUACGGACACUUGCUAGCUGGCACGAUCAAGGACAUCGUCACAAGACAUGCCCAUGUCAGCGGCCACCAUGUCAUCCGUCGAUUUGGUUGGGAUACCCAUGGAUUGCCAGUCGAGCACGAGAUCGAUAAGAAACUAGGCAUCAGGGGCAAGGAAGACGUCCUCGCUAUGGGUAUCGACAAAUAUAACGAUGAAUGCCGAAGUAUUGUCAUGCGAUACUCAUCUGAAUGGAGGCACACCGUACAACGGAUGGGACGCUGGAUCGACUUCGAUAAUGACUACAAGACACUUAAUCUAUCAUUCAUGGAGUCAUGUUGGUGGGCAUUCGGCGAAUUGUUCAAGAAGGGGAUGGUGUACCGCGGUCUACGUGUUAUGCCAUACUCUACAGGAUGCACGACACCUUUAUCGAAUUUUGAAGCGGGGCAAGACUACAGAGAAGUCAGCGAUCCAGCAGUUACUAUCUCAUUUCCUCUCGUGGACGAUCCAAAAACAUCGCUACUUGCAUGGACAACCACUCCUUGGACAUUGCCCUCGAAUCUUGCCCUUUGCGUUCAUCCCGACUUCACCUACAUCAAAAUACACGACCAAGAUCGAGAUCAGAAUUUCAUACUACAUGAACGUCUUCUUGGGACUCUAUACAAAGAUCCCAAGAAAGCCAAAUACAAGAUCUUGGGAAAAUUCAAAGGUGUCGAUAUGAAAGGCUGGAGAUACGUCCCAUUGUUUGAGUAUUUCACAGAUCAGUACGAAGACAAAGCGUUCAGGGUUGUUGUAGAUACCUACGUCACCGAUGCUGAUGGUACAGGUAUCGUUCAUCAGGCGCCAGCAUUCGGUGAAGAUGAUCAUCGUAUUGCCAUCGCCAACGGGGUUCUUCGAGCUGAUGAAAUGCCACCUUGCCCCAUCGACGAUGCUGGCCUAUUUACCAAGGAAGUACCUGACUUCCAAGGGCAACAUGUCAAGGUCGCAGACAAGGACAUACAGAAAGUCCUCAAAGCGAAAGGUCGUCUCAUUGUGCAAUCCACCUUAAAACAUACGUAUCCGUUCUGCUGGCGGUCGGGUACUCCGUUGUUGUAUCGUGCCGUGCCAGUCUGGUUCAUACGAGUUCAGCCUAUCAUCGACCAGCUGGUAGCAAACAACCAGGAGACGCGAUGGGUGCCGCAGAGUGUCGGUGAUGGUCGAUUCGGAAACUGGCUUGCCAACGCGCGCGACUGGAAUGUAUCAAGGAAUCGGUAUUGGGGAACGCCGAUCCCGCUAUGGGCUAGUGAUGAUAUGGAAGAGGUUGUAUGUGUUGGCUCGGUCGAGGAACUGGAGAAGUUGUCUGGCGUGACGGGCAUAACUGAUAUACACAGAGACAAGAUCGACCAUAUCACUAUUCCUUCAAGUAAAGGCAAAGGAAACCUGAAACGUGUUGAAGAGGUCUUCGACUGCUGGUUUGAAUCCGGAAGCAUGCCAUAUGCCCAACAACACUAUCCGUUUGAAAACCAGCAACUAUUUGACGACACCUUCCCUGCGAAUUUCAUCUGUGAAGGAAUAGAUCAAACUCGUGGAUGGUUCUACACCCUCCUCGUACUCUCCACUCACCUCUUCGGCCGAGCACCGUGGCAGAACUUGAUUGUUACUGGGCUCGUUCUUGCUGCGGACGGAAAGAAGAUGAGUAAGAGUCUGCGAAACUACCCCGACCCUCAUGUCGUGAUUGAUUCGUAUGGUGCGGAUGCCGUUCGAAUGUUCCUGGUAAAUUCGCCCAUCGUGCGGGGUGAUAACCUUCGAUUCAGAGAAGAGGGCGUCAGAGAGGUCGUAUCCCGCGUGCUGCUUCCGUGGUUGAACUCGUUCCGUUUCUUCCUUGGGCACGCCGCGCUGUACAAGAAAACAACAGGCAAUGACUUCAAGUACAACCCGCACGCCGCUGUCUCAAACAACGUUAUGGACCGUUGGAUUCUCGCUAGAUGCCAAUCCCUUAUCAAGCUCGUGAAGGAGGAGAUGGCAGCAUAUAGGCUGUAUAAUGUCAUCCCUCGUCUUCUUGAUUUGGUGGACGAACUCACGAAUUGGUACAUCCGAUUCAACCGCAAGCGCUUGAAGGGCGAAGAUGGGCCUGAGGACACGGCCGCGGCUCUAAACACGCUGUUCGAGACCCUUUUCACCCUUUGUAGGACAAUGUCGUCGUUCACACCUUUCAUCACGGAGAAUAUCUACCAGACACUUCGAACCUUUAUCCCCGAAGAUCCUUCAGCAGGCGACACUCGAUCAGUGCACUUCUUGGCCUUCCCCGACCCGAAGGCGGAAUAUUUCGACGAGGACAUUGAGAGACAAGUCAAGCGGAUGCAGACUAUCAUCGAGUUGACGAGGUACCUGCGGGAAAAGAACAAUCUAUCCCUGAAGACUCCCUUGAUGGAGCUUAUGGUGUUCCAUCCGGAUGUGGGAUAUCUGGAAGACAUCAAGCCCCUCCAACGAUACAUACAGUCAGAACUCAACGUUCGGGAUAUCGUUUUCACCUCGGACGAGUCUGCAUCUGGAGUGAAAUACCGUGCGGUCGCGGACUGGGCGGUCCUUGGGAAGAAGUUGCGAAAGGAUCUCGGACGUGUGAAGAAUGCUUUGCCAAGUGCCACCAGCGAGGAUAUCAAGGCAUACACAACAACAGGGAAGAUCACAGUUGACGGGAUUGAACUAGUCAGCGGUGAUUUGACUGUUCAGCGAUAUCUCGAACUGCCUGCUGGGUUGGAAGCCCAAUAUGCCACGCAUACUGACAACGAUGUCGUCGUUCGGCUAGACAUUCAGAUCCACCCUGACCUUCAAAGCGAAUGGUUAGUUCGUGAGAUAACGAACCGUAUCCAGAAGUUGCGAAAGAAGGCAGGCUUACAAUCCACAGACGAGGUCGAUGUUCUCUAUCAAUUCGAGGACGGUACUGGUGCCGAUCUGCUGGCCGCCAUGCAGAAGCACGCAGACUUCAUCGAGAAGACAGUUCGAAACAUCCCGAUAGAUGCCAAAGAACGAAAACAAGGCGCAGAAACAUUGAUCGAGGAGGAGCAGGAAGUGGCAGAAGUCAAGUUCAUAUUAUCUUUAGUCAAACGUACGUAG